Triticum turgidum subsp. durum (durum wheat) is the source of this 2922-nucleotide messenger RNA. The record is from the annotation of a GenBank genome assembly. Lineage: Eukaryota; Viridiplantae; Streptophyta; Magnoliopsida; Poales; Poaceae.
AUGGAAUCGGCGGGGAACGACCGGAGGGACGCGGCGCUGGGGAGCCUGGCGGUCCUCCCCGACGAGCUGCUCUGCGCCAUCGUCGACCUCCUCGAGCCCACCGACAUCGGCCGCCUCGCAUGCGUCAGCAGUUACCUCCAUGUGUUAGCUAAGAAUGUGGAUUCUGAGUGGCGGAGGCAGGAAUAUUUUUCUGGUGUGGCGGAGUUUAUGAAGGAGAAAAUCAUUGUCAUGUACAUACUUUGCAACGAGGAACCUCUCUGGAUGAGUAAAUAUCUUUCUGUUGGUGGUCAUCUUGAGUACAAAGGUUCUUGGAAGAAAACAACAUUGUCUAGGCUUAGUCUUUGCUCCGGAAAUAGUGAGCUUGAGCAGAAGGCUCGUCAUUUUGAUGGAUUCAAUUCCUUGUUCUUAUACAGGAGAUGGUAUAGAUGUUUUACUACUUUGAGUAAUUAUUCCUUUGACAAUGGACAUGUGGAAAGAAAGGAUGACCUUUCUUUGGAUCAUUUCCAUUCUCAGUAUGAUGGAAAAGGCCCAGUUUUGCUUGGUAAGCUGGCUGAAACCUGGCCAGCAAGGACUAAAUGGGCAAUUCAGCAGCUGGUGCAUGAUUAUGGUGAAGUUACAUUUAGGAUAUCACAAAGAAGCCCUAAGAAGAUAAUAAUGAAACUGAAAGACUAUGUUUCUUACAUGGAACUCCAGCAUGAUGAAGAUCCUCUUUAUAUAUUUGAUGAUAAGUUUGGAGAAACAACACCAGCACUAUUGGAAGAUUACAGAGUACCUCAUUUAUUUCAAGAAGAUCUUUUUGGUGUCUUGGAUUAUGAACAAAGACCUGCUUUCAGAUGGCUUAUUAUUGGACCAGAAAGAUCAGGUGCCUCUUGGCAUGUUGAUCCAGGGUUAACCAGUGCGUGGAAUACUCUUCUUUGUGGCCGAAAAAGAUGGGCACUGUACCCUCCAGGAAGAGUGCCUGGUGGUGUCACGGUACAUGUAAGUGAUGAGGAUGGUGAUGUUGACAUUGAGACUCCAACGUCUUUGCAGUGGUGGCUUGAUAUCUAUCCUCAUCUUGCUGAACACGAGAAACCACUGGAAUGCACACAAUUACCAGGAGAGACCAUAUUUGUUCCUAGUGGAUGGUGGCAUUGUGUUCUAAACCUUGAGACUACUGUCGCAGUUACACAAAACUUUGUCAAUCAAUCAAAUUUUGAGCAUGUAUGUCUAGACAUGGCACCUGGUCACUGUCACAAAGGAGUUUGUCGUGCUGGCUUACUUGCUGUUCCAGGAAAAUCUAUUAGAGAUAUUGAAAAUCAUCCGCCUGGAACAAUGAGUGCAUGGAACCACAAUGACAUGACUCGUGCAGAAAAAAGACUGAAAGGUUCAGGGUCCGGAAGAGCUUCAAACAGUGCAAAUCAGUGUGCUUCAUUUGAGUUCUCAGAUGUCCAUGAAAGUUUGGAGAACCAAGUUUUCUCGUAUGAUAUAGGUUUCUUAUCCCAAUUUCUUGAGAAGGAAAAAGAUCACUAUACUUCUGUCUGGAGUCCUACUAAUCCAAUUGGCCAGAGAGAAGCAAGAGAAUGGCUGCGAAGGCUAUGGGUUCUUAAGCCUGAACUGAGAGGACUAAUAUGGAAGGGUGCAUGCCUAGCAAUAAGUGUGGACAAAUGGUAUGCAUGCUUAGAGGAAAUAAGUGCAUGCCAUAGUUUACCACCACCGUCAGAGGAUGAGAAGCUUCCUGUUGGCACAGGUAGCAACCCAGUCUUCAUUGUUUCUGACAAUGUGAUUAAAAUCUAUGCUGAAGGAGGCCUGGGUUAUUCUGCCCAUGGUUUAGGCACAGAGCUUGAGUUCUAUAAUCUUCUGCGAAAAGUUGGCUCGCCUUUGAUCAAUCACGUCCCUGAGAUCAUUGCAAGUGGAUUUCUUGUGUACGAAGAUGGCGUCUACAGAACAGUCCCAUGGGAUGGAAAAGGAAUGCCAGAUGUUUUGGCUAAAUACUAUCCUCUGGAGCUUUCUUACACAAACAGCUGUUUUCCUCUUGGAUUAUGGAGCAAACAGCAGUUUGGAAUGGAUAGUUCCACUGAAUGUUCAAACAAACCUAUUUGGCCUUACAUGGUUACGAGAAAAUGCAAAGGGGAUAUCUUUGCUCGUGUCCGUGAUACAUUGUCCAAGGCUGACCUUUUGAAUCUGGCAUCAUCCUUGGGAGUUCAAAUGCGAAAUAUCCAUUUAUUACCCCUUCCACAUGGGGAACCAUUACCCAAACCUGAAGACAAUAAUGUGAGAGACAGUGAUCCACCUGAAUGGAAACAAGUAAUUUCUACUUUAAACGGAAGAAGGAAUAAUAUAAAGAAGCACCUAGCUAACUGGGGGGGUACUGUCCCAACAGUUUUAAUUGAGAAGGCUGAAGAAUAUCUCCCUGCUGAUAUGAGCUCUCUAAUCAAGUUUGUUAAGGAUGACGAUGGUGACUCAGUGUACACAUUCCCUUGUUGGAUACAUUCAGAUAUUAUGGACGAUAACAUUCUUACUCAGAGGUCCCUCACUGAUGCCAAAAGCACUUGUGAGAGAGAUCUGGAGAAACUGGAUGCAAUUAAUAUAAUUGACUUCAGUGAUCUGUCCAUCGGGGAUCCUCUAUGUGACUUGAUUCCGCUGCACCUGGAUGUUUUCCGUGGGGAUAUUGAUCUUCUCAGGGAGUACCUAAGAAGCUACCAGCUUCCUUUCCUGAGAGGGAAAUCAAACAAUGAUAUCUACAAGUCGGUGCGAAAUUCGAAGUUCAGCACUGCGUCAUAUCGCGCGAUGUGCUACUGCAUGCUGCACGAGGACAACGUGCUGGCAGCUAUAUUCGGGCUGUGGAAAGAGCUGCGAGCUGCAACGUCGUGGGAGGAGGUCGAGCACUUGGUCUGGGAUGACCUUAACCGAUACCAGCAAUCGUCGCCUACACUCUCUAGCUAG